Messenger RNA from Mus caroli (Ryukyu mouse), 5951 nucleotides. NCBI's taxonomy places the organism in Eukaryota, Metazoa, Chordata, Mammalia, Rodentia, Muridae. The record is from RefSeq and is a predicted model, not a curated record.
GCAUGAGGGUCAAAAGUAGUGAAGCUCUGAGGUUUUGGGGGCGCACCGCACUUCCCCCCUCUAGGCCUUUGCAGUCGCCCUCUCCGCCGCGGACACUGGAGAGUUAAGCCAAUAAACACGUAAGCGCCGCUCGCUCCCCAAUCGGCAAGAUGCCUCUCCUGCUCUUGGCUGCAUCGACAGCUUGCAACACUCGGCAUCUUUUCUGGAGGCGCCUCCUUCAGCGGCUGCAGAUGGCAUCCGGCUGCGGGCUCCGGGCUCGCAAUUGAUUCUCGCCCUUGCCCACCUCGGGUGAACACACGCACCUCUCCCUUCUCCUCCUCCCCUCGCGCUCCUGGGUCUGCGCUCAGCUCGCGCUCGCCGGGCAGAGGAAGCAGUCGCGGCGGCCGAAGCUGAGUAGCAGCGCUCGCUCUCCCUGACCUAGGAAGAAGCGCCUACCCGGACAGCCGACCCUUGGCUGCCUCCAGCGCCCCCCACCUUUUGCACCCCAAGGCGGGGGCUCCGGGGACCCCCCUCUCCCAGGCGCUACCAUGCUGGACCCUUCGUCCAGCGAAGAGGAGUCGGAUGAGAUCCUGGAAGAGGAGAGCGGCAAGGAUGUGCUGGGCUCGGCCGCGUCUGGAGCGCGCCUGUCUCCCAGCCGCACCAGCGAGGGCUCGGCAGGCAGCGCCGGGAUGGGGGGCAGUGGCGCCGGGGCCGGGGUGGGCGCCGGCGGCGGUGGGGGUAGCGGCGCGAGCAGCGGCGGCGGGGCCGGGGGGCUGCAGCCCAGCAGCCGCGCCGGCGGCGGCCGGCCUUCCAGCCCUAGCCCGUCGGUGGUGAGCGAGAAGGAGAAGGAAGAGUUGGAGAGGCUGCAGAAGGAGGAGGAGGAGAGGAAGAAGAGGCUGCAGCUGUACGUGUUCGUGAUGCGCUGCAUCGCCUACCCCUUCAACGCCAAGCAGCCCACCGACAUGGCUCGGCGGCAGCAGAAGAUCAGCAAACAGCAGCUACAGACUGUCAAAGACCGGUUCCAGGCUUUCCUCAAUGGGGAGACCCAAAUUGUAGCUGAUGAAGCCUUUAUGAACGCUGUCCAGAGCUACUAUGAGGUGUUUCUCAAGAGUGACCGUGUGGCCCGCAUGGUGCAGAGUGGGGGCUGCUCAGCCAAUGACUCUCGGGAGGUCUUCAAGAAACACAUCGAGAAGAGGGUGCGCAGCCUGCCUGAGAUUGACGGCCUCAGCAAGGAGACAGUGCUGAGCUCUUGGAUGGCCAAGUUUGAUGCCAUCUACCGUGGUGAGGAGGACCCCAGGAAACAGCAAGCCCGGAUGACAGCCAGUGCAGCAUCUGAGUUGAUUCUCAGCAAGGAACAGCUCUAUGAAAUGUUUCAGAACAUUCUUGGGAUCAAGAAGUUUGAACAUCAACUCCUGUAUAAUGCCUGUCAGCUGGACAAUCCAGAUGAGCAGGCAGCCCAGAUCAGACGAGAGCUGGAUGGACGUCUCCAAAUGGCAGACCAAAUAGCCAGGGAACGCAAAUUUCCUAAGUUUGUAUCCAAAGAAAUGGAAAACAUGUACAUUGAGGAGCUGAAGUCCUCUGUCAACCUGCUCAUGGCCAACUUGGAGAGCAUGCCAGUGUCCAAGGGUGGAGAGUUCAAGCUGCAGAAACUGAAACGCAGUCACAAUGCUUCCAUCAUUGACAUGGGUGAGGAGAGUGAGAACCAGCUUUCUAAAUCAGAUGUCCUGCUGUCCUUCUCCUUGGAGGUGGUGAUCAUGGAAGUCCAAGGCCUUAAGUCCUUGGCUCCAAAUCGAAUUGUAUACUGCACAAUGGAGGUGGAGGGUGGAGAGAAACUACAGACAGAUCAAGCAGAGGCUUCUAAACCAACCUGGGGCACUCAAGGCGACUUCUCCACAACCCAUGCGCUGCCAGCUGUUAAAGUAAAGCUAUUCACAGAGAGCACUGGUGUCCUGGCCUUGGAAGACAAGGAACUCGGGCGGGUUAUCCUCCAUCCCACCCCAAAUAGCCCCAAACAAUCUGAGUGGCACAAAAUGACAGUCUCCAAAAACUGCCCCGAUCAAGACCUCAAAAUCAAACUUGCUGUCCGAAUGGAUAAGCCUCAAAACAUGAAGCACUCUGGGUACUUAUGGACCAUUGGUAAGAAUGUGUGGAAGAGGUGGAAGAAGAGGUUCUUUGUGUUGGUGCAGGUCAGCCAGUACACCUUUGCCAUGUGCAGCUAUCGAGAAAAGAAGGCAGAGCCUCAGGAACUCCUACAGCUGGACGGCUACACCGUGGAUUACACCGACCCUCAGCCAGGUUUGGAGGGUGGCCGAGCCUUCUUCAAUGCAGUCAAAGAAGGAGACACGGUGAUAUUUGCAAGUGAUGAUGAACAAGAUCGAAUUUUGUGGGUCCAAGCUAUGUACAGGGCCACUGGCCAGUCGCACAAACCUGUUCCCCCUACCCAGGUGCAGAAGCUCAACGCCAAGGGCGGAAAUGUGCCUCAGCUGGAUGCCCCCAUCUCACAAUUUUCUGGACUGAAGGACGCGGAUAGAGCUCAGAAGCAUGGCAUGGAUGAAUUUAUCUCUUCCAACCCCUGUAACUUUGACCACGCUUCCCUCUUUGAGAUGGUGCAGCGGCUGACUUUGGAUCACAGACUUAAUGAUUCCUAUUCUUGCCUGGGCUGGUUCAGUCCUGGCCAGGUGUUUGUGUUAGAUGAGUAUUGCGCCAGAAAUGGAGUCCGAGGAUGUCACCGGCAUCUCUGCUACCUUAGAGACUUGCUGGAACGAGCAGAAAACGGCGCGAUGAUUGACCCCACGCUUCUUCACUACAGCUUUGCCUUCUGCGCAUCCCAUGUCCAUGGUAACAGGCCUGAUGGAAUCGGAACUGUGACUGUUGAAGAAAAAGAACGCUUUGAAGAAAUCAAAGAGAGACUCCGAGUUCUGCUGGAAAAUCAAAUUACACAUUUCAGGUACUGCUUUCCAUUUGGUCGACCUGAAGGUGCUUUGAAAGCUACUCUCUCACUCUUGGAACGGGUUUUGAUGAAAGAUAUUGUCACUCCAGUACCGCAAGAAGAGGUCAAAACUGUCAUCCGUAAAUGCCUAGAGCAGGCUGCUCUAGUCAACUACUCACGCCUAUCUGAGUAUGCCAAAAUUGAAGGGAAAAAGAGAGAAAUGUAUGAGCAUCCUGUCUUCUGCUUGGCCUCCCAAGUGAUGGAUUUAACCAUUCAGAAUCAAAAGGAUGCAGAAAAUGUAGGCCGCUUAAUCACUCCCGCCAAAAAGCUCGAAGACACAAUCCGUCUUGCUGAACUAGUCAUCGAAGUACUGCAACAAAACGAGGAGCACCACGCCGAGGGGAAAGAGCCACAUGUUGAUAAAGGAGAAGCCUUUGCGUGGUGGUCAGACUUAAUGGUGGAGCAUGCGGAGACGUUCCUGUCACUCUUUGCAGUGGACAUGGAUGCAGCAUUAGAGGUGCAACCCCCAGACACGUGGGACAGUUUCCCACUCUUCCAGCUGCUGAAUGACUUUCUCCGUACAGACUAUAAUUUGUGCAAUGGAAAGUUUCACAAACACCUGCAGGACCUGUUCGCCCCACUUGUUGUUAGAUAUGUGGAUCUGAUGGAGUCCUCCAUUGCACAAUCUAUCCACAGGGGCUUUGAGCGGGAGUCAUGGGAGCCAGUCAAGAGUUUAACCAGUAACCUACCCAAUGUGAACCUACCCAAUGUGAACCUACCCAAAGUACCAAAUCUACCAGUUAACAUCCCUCUAGGCAUCCCACAGAUGCCCACUUUUUCGGCACCGUCAUGGAUGGCUGCUAUAUAUGAUGCUGAUAAUGGAUCAGGUACAUCAGAAGAUUUGUUCUGGAAACUUGAUGCCCUUCAGACUUUCAUCCGUGACCUACACUGGCCUGAGGAAGAGUUUGGAAAACACUUAGAGCAGCGGCUAAAACUGAUGGCAAGUGACAUGAUUGAGUCCUGCGUCAAAAGAACCAGGAUUGCAUUUGAAGUUAAGCUGCAAAAAACCAGUCGAUCAACAGAUUUUCGAGUCCCACAGUCAAUAUGCACCAUGUUUAAUGUUAUGGUUGAUGCCAAAGCUCAAUCAACAAAACUUUGCAGCAUGGAAAUGGGCCAAGAGCAUCAAUACCAUUCAAAAAUAGAUGAACUAAUUGAAGAAACCGUUAAAGAAAUGAUCACACUUUUGGUGGCAAAGUUUGUAACAAUAUUGGAAGGCGUACUGGCAAAGUUAUCCAGAUAUGACGAGGGGACUUUGUUUUCUUCGUUCCUGUCAUUCACGGUGAAGGCAGCUUCCAAGUAUGUGGACGUGCCUAAACCCGGGAUGGAUGUGGCCGACGCCUACGUGACUUUCGUCCGCCAUUCUCAGGAUGUCCUUCGUGAUAAGGUCAAUGAGGAGAUGUAUAUAGAAAGGUUAUUUGAUCAAUGGUACAACAGCUCCAUGAACAUCAUCUGCACCUGGCUGACCGACAGGAUGGACCUGCAGCUCCACAUUUACCAGCUGAAAACCCUGAUCAGGAUGGUAAAGAAAACCUAUAGAGAUUUCCGAUUGCAAGGGGUCCUGGAUUCCACCUUAAAUAGCAAGACCUAUGAGACCAUCCGAAACCGUCUCACUGUGGAGGAAGCUACAGCGUCAGUGAGUGAGGGUGGGGGCUUACAAGGUAUCAGCAUGAAGGACAGCGAUGAGGAAGAUGAAGAAGAUGAUUAGACCAUUCUCUGGGUCCAAGAGUCCAUUGGGAUGGAGUCCUGUAAUCAAUGCAUGUCUUUAGUCUGUUAGUUAACCCCAUUAGGUAAUUUUCUGUCAACCACCAUCCCCAUGAGAUGUUUACCAAUACAAUUACCAUUUUAGCUGCGUGGUACCAAGAUUAGCAAAUGGUUUCCUGAUUUCUGUGUCUAUAUGUUUACAAGCAAUAUGGAACACCAUUCUUAAACACUGUUCAUGGAAAGAAUACAUAGUUCAGCUGCUAGGUGUGUCCCUUUUGUUAGCAGAACAAAAUGAUGCUUCAUCCUGUACUACAUAUACACGGAUUGGAAGUGAACAUGGGAGCAAGUGUGUUUCCAUGUCUCUGUUUCAUGUAUGUGGGUACCAGGUAUUUAAAUUAGUACAUAAAUUAAUUUAAGUGCAUAGAGCUGCUUGGUUUUGGUCUCCGUUUUAUUCUUGUUUUAUGAGAAGGGGGAAAGGCAUGGUCCCAACAACCAACUUUAGCUUUUCUCAUCCCCUAACACUAAAAGCAAUGGACCACUUGUGUCCCAGCAAACCCAGCUUUGCAUUUAUCCAUGUAGUUUAGUUCCCCCUACCAAAAAAGUUACAUAUCAAUGAAUUAAUUAUUUUCAUUGUCAUAGCAAGGGGGCCACGUGACCAGGACGUAGCAUCAAGUAAGGUUCGGACCAACUGUCUUCUGUGAAAGUUUAUCCUAGUAAAUGUCACAUUGUGCUUUUCUGUUUCACUAACUGUAUAUGUAAAAAAACUUAUUGAAAUGAAAACCCUAGACUACAAAUGUAUUUAUAAUAAGAUAUGGAUAUUUCCUUCAGUAGACUGUAACCAUAACUUCAAUUAUUUUGUUCCACACUGUUUUUUAUAUCUGUCAUGUACAUUGCACUUUGAUCUGUAACUGAGCGACCCUGGGGUCUGCUAUAGAGCUGUUUCUUUCUGUGGAAAGUAGUGGAUCCAUCUUGCUUUUUGCCUUAUAUAAAAGCCUACAGUUGUAAAAGUGUGGGAAACUGUGGCUCCUCAAUAAAUAAUUAUUCAAAUGUCCUAAGAAUGUGUGUAUGAGCCCAUCUUCUUCCAUCUCCUUUGAAAGUCCACUGAAGUAUAAGAGGCAGGAAGAAAUGGGGGGAGAGAGAGGGUAAGAGGGAAUUUUCUAGAGCAUUCUUGACACUGUUGUCCAAGAGAGACCGCCUAGAAUUCCAUUAAUUCACAUUCCACUAAUUCAGGAUCUGAUGUUGGGCAUAUUAUGCUUUGCAUCUGAGGAUAAAUAAGGGUUUG